AUGGCGCCGUCAUUCGAUCACCUGCGCGAGGAAGACCUCGAUGAGGAGGACAUUGAUAUGGAUGAGGUCGACAUCUCCGAUCUGAGAGAAAAAUAUGAGGUUCAGCUUGAGCAGGGCUACGACACCUUCGUCGUUAUCGACGGUCUGCCUGCCGUCUCCGAGGAGCAAAAACCGAAGCUCAUCAAGUUCUUGCUGAAGAAGCUGAACACCGUCGGCAAGACCCGCGAAGACAUGAUCUACAUGCCUAUGGGUGAUGAUGGCAUGUCGUUGAGGUUCGCUUUCGUCGAGUACUCUUCCCCCGCUGAGGCCUCUGCCGCUGUCAGGCAACUCGACUAUGUGCCCCUCGACAAGAAGCACACCCUGCGUGUCAACAAGCUCACCGACAUUGACCGGUAUGGGCGGGAAGGUCGCAUCAGCGAGGAGUUUGUUCCCCCCAAGAUAGAGCCCUUUCAGGAGAAGGAGCACCUUCGGUGGUUUAUGGCCGACCCCGCCGAUCGCGGCCGCGACCAGUUCGUUAUGUACAGGGGAGACACCGUCGGCGUCUUCUGGAACAACGAGAAGGACCAGCCCGAGAAUAUCGUCGACAGGCAACAUUGGACUGAGACCUUCGUCCAGUGGUCGCCUUUGGGCACAUACCUUACUUCGGUGCAUGCCCAGGGUGUCCAGCUCUGGGGUGGUGCCUCGUGGUCCCGUCUGCGCCGUUUCCCCCACCCCUUCGUCAACCUUGUCGCCUUCUCCCCUGGUGAGAAGUACCUGGUGACCUGGUCGAACCGCCCUAUCCAGAUCCCUGACAGCGGUCAUCCCGUCCUCACCCUCGACGACGAUGGCAAGAACUAUAUCAUUUGGGAUAUCGAGACGGCUAGACCCCUGCGUUCGUUCGCCCAGCAGGAUAUCCACCCCGAGGAGCACGGUCCCAAGAAGGGUCCUCCCAAGUUUCCCUGGCCCGUGUUCAAGUGGUCUGCCGACGACAAAUACGUGGCUCGGUUGAAUCAGGGCACCUCCAUCUCCAUCUAUGAGCUCCCCAAGAUGAACCUGCUCGACAAGCAGGCCGUCAAGAUUGAGGGCGUCAUGGACUUCGAAUGGGCGCCCGCCACGGUGCAGAGGGAAGGUGUCAAGACCUACGAGCAGCUCUUCUGCUUCUGGACUCCUGAGAUCGGCAACAACCCCGCGAGGGUCGGUCUCAUGAGCAUCCCCUCCAAGCAGAUUGUGAGGACGCUCAACCUCUUCAGCGUCUCGGAUGUCAAGAUGCACUGGCAGUCGGAGGGUACCUACCUCUGCGUCAAGGUCGACCGGCACUCCAAGUCCAAGAAGUCGCAGGCAACGACGCUCGAGAUCUUCCGUGUCAAGGAGAAGGGCGUCCCUGUUGAGGUGGUCGAUACGAUCAAGGACACUGUUAUUAACUUUGCCUGGGAGCCCAAGGGCGACCGCUUCGUUAUCAUUACCACUCCGGAGCCUGUUGGCGCCACCGCUGUGCCACCCAAGACAUCAGUCUCUUUCUUCUGCCCUGAGCUUAAGAAGGGCAACCAGGUCGGCAGCUUUAAGCACCUGCGGACUCUUGAGAAGAAGAACCACAACGCGAUCUACUGGUCGCCCAAGGGCCGCUUCGUCGUCAUUGCUACCGUCCACAACACCCAGAGCUCCGAUCUCGAGUUCUGGGAUCUGGAUUUUGAUGGCGAGAAGCCCGAAAACGAGAAGGACCUGGCCGCCUGCUUGCAACUGAUGGGUACUGGCGACCAUUAUGGUAUUACCGAUGUUGAGUGGGAUCCUUCGGGCCGCUACGUCGCCACCUGGGCAUCAGCGUGGAAACACACGAUGGAAAAUGGCUACCACCUCUACGACUUCAAGGGCGAGCUCCUGCGUGAGGAACACAUCGAGAAGUUCAAGCAGUGGCAGUGGCGUCCGCGGCCGCCAACCCUGCUCACCAAGGAGGAGCAGAAGCAGAUCCGCAAGAACCUGCGCGAGUAUUCUCGCAUCUUCGAACAGGAGGAUGCCGAGCGUAUCAGCUCCGCCGACGUGGCCGUUGUCGAGGCCCGCCGCCGUCUACUCAACGAAUGGUACGCUUGGCGCGAGGCUAUCGAGAAGGAGGUUGCCGAGGAGCGUGCUGCCCUCGGCCUGCCUGCCGACCCUGCUGCGGAGCUGCUCAAGCGCAAGAUCGCCGAGGUUGCGCCCGACGCCCAGGAGCAGGUCAUCGAGGAGAUUAUGGAGGAGGUGCUCGAGGAGACCGAGGAGAUUGUCAACUAG
This is a messenger RNA of Thermochaetoides thermophila DSM 1495, 2241 nucleotides long. RefSeq lists its product as uncharacterized. The record is from RefSeq and is a predicted model, not a curated record. Gene Ontology annotation, molecular function: RNA binding; translation initiation factor activity; translation initiation factor binding. Gene Ontology annotation, cellular component: eukaryotic translation initiation factor 3 complex. Gene Ontology annotation, biological process: translational initiation. The coding region runs from base 1 to 2241 and encodes 746 amino acids. The transcript has 3 exons. Lineage: Eukaryota; Fungi; Ascomycota; Sordariomycetes; Sordariales; Chaetomiaceae.